Messenger RNA from Orbicella faveolata, 2892 nucleotides. Its product is annotated as D(1)-like dopamine receptor. The record is from RefSeq and is a predicted model, not a curated record. Lineage: Eukaryota; Metazoa; Cnidaria; Anthozoa; Scleractinia; Merulinidae. Gene Ontology annotation, molecular function: G protein-coupled serotonin receptor activity; neurotransmitter receptor activity. Gene Ontology annotation, biological process: G protein-coupled receptor signaling pathway, coupled to cyclic nucleotide second messenger; chemical synaptic transmission. Gene Ontology annotation, cellular component: dendrite; plasma membrane.
UGGAAAAGUAAAUAAAUAUUGUCACGCAUACUGUGAAAUCUUUUGUCCACAUUAUAAGUUAUGCUGUUUUUUAAAAGUGAGAGUACUCUUUAUUAUAUUAUUAUAUUAUGGUUGCACUGUAUUGAAGGGUCUUAUUAUAGUUGUUUAUCAGUGACACCGAAAUAUUUUAUUACUGUUGACGCUUGACAGACUAAACCCCACAAAGGACGCAACAUAUUCAAGGUUAAUAAAGCGCUGAAAAUGUGAAGUGGCUAGCGAACGUAGGCCUGUGAGAAGCCACAAAGAAACACGGCCGUGACAGGUGCACUUACAAAUAAUGAUUGCGUACACUUUAUGCUAUCAAGACAUCAUCAUUCAUUGGUGUUCUGACGUGUGUCAUUAUUAGUUUACUGGGAGUGAAUAGUAUCCUGAUUAAGAACUGGCACGCUAAGAUGAAGACCCCUUCGCAGAACAGCACAAGCAGUACGAACAACACACUUGAUGAAGCGCAUUCCAAUUUCAUUCCACUGAGCGCCGUCCUAGUACCAUCCAUCCUUCUUGCUGUUGUCACAUUAUUUGGCAAUUCUUUGGUCGUUUUAUCAUACAAGAUCAACAACAGACUGAGAACUCGAACUAACGCGUAUCUCGUCAGCUUAGCGAUCUCGGAUCUCCUGGUUGGCGGUAUCUCUUUACCCAUGUGGAUCUACAUCAUCUUAAUAGAGUUCAGCGAGUCAUACAUUUUUAAAGCAGCUUUCAGAAUUUUUGACGUCUUCGCAGCGCUCGCAUCCAUUUACCACUUGUCUGUAAUCAGCAUCGAACGUUACAUUGCUGUUUCACGGCCAUUUUACUACAAAUGCUUGUCUCCAUUCUUUCACCGAGCGAUGAUAUCUUCCACCUGGAUAUUUGCUGGCCUUCUAGCUUCACUGUCUUCUGUCACCAAUACCACCCCCUGGAUCAGCCGAGUUUACUCCACGGUGUUGUUCAUCGGCGGGUUCAUUCUCCCCAUCGCCAUAACAGCGUGCAUGUACACCGGCGUCUUUUCAGUGGCACGUUCUCUGCUCCGACGCAACUCAUCGCGCACUGCGAGCCAGGACAGCACGAAAAGCUUAAAGAAGUACUAUCAGAGGGAGAGAAAGGUGGCUACCACUGUAGCACUCAUCACUGGCUUAUUCCUCGUUGCUUGGGUGCCAUUUUUUACAGUGUCGGUUACAGCAGCAUACUGCCCCCAUUGCCUUCCCUCCUCACCAGGCUCCCUCAGGGGUCUAGUUAUCAUCGUCAAGAGUGUCCAUUACUUAAACAGCGCUGUCAACCCACUUGUGUAUGCGCGUCGUAACCCGGAAAUGAAACGGACAUUUUUAAAACUGCUGGGGCUAAAGCGUUUUAAUAGCGAGAAGGAAGUUCCUUGGGGAUUUCCACUCAGGCCUAGAUACUGAUAUCAGUGUGCUCUUAUUUGCACUGAGCAUGUAACACGGAAUACCGCUAGUCAUGAACUAUCUGAACAAGUACCUUAAGAACUUGUUAUAAUCCAUACAUUUUAUCUGAUGCUCACCAUCGAUUAACAGUCAGUCCCCAGUAACUAGUUUUGCAGUUCCUGAUAUGACAAAGUUACACAAAUAAUUCCAAGGUGAAGUCCUGGUGGUUUCGGAAGGCAAAAGCGGAUGUCCGUUCUGAAAUUAAUGUUUAUUUUAUUGUAGCUAAUUAGAGUCCUCAUUGUGUCGGAAAUUCAUGUCGAAGCAAACUAGUGUACCUAUCACUCCUCGCCCAUGAGUUUUGUGAAUUAAUUGAGAGACAAACAGUGAAAUCGGUAUUUUUUUCCGAAAAAAAAUAUUUAAGACCACAACGUAGGCGUUGGAUACGUGGCAAAAAAACGAGGAAGGAAUAAGUCGUUGACACAUAUAUAAAUGCUCAUAAGCGGAAGUUUGAGAGCGCAAGCCACAUAGUUAGUAGACAGCGCAUAUUUUGUGUCCAUGGAGACAAACAACGUUGAGUGUAAGCCCACGUUAUUUGAGUAUCUAGACUGAGCUAUAAAACUUAAAUAAGAUUUAGUAUUUAGUAUUAUGGGCUUUUUCAGUUUGAACACUGUAUAACCAGUUGUAACAUGUUAAGUGUGGUUGUCAAAAGUUGUUAAGUCAUUACAUCACAGUAACAAUGAAAUCGAACUUGUGUAGCUUUUCAGUAAUGUGCAACCAUUAUAGCAAGUAAGUGUUCAACUCUAACGGAAAAACCACUUUAUUACUGCUACUCAAACUGUUAAAAAAAUGUCGGCGAUACGAUGAAUUGACUGUAACCGUCUCCUUCCUAAUUAUCUCGCAAAAUUGAAAAUGAAAUCUUGAUUCUUGAGACGUUGACAAUCCAGUGGUGACGGCGGCCGCAUAGUUUGCCUUUACAAAACGAAAAUACGAAAACGCCAAAAUAUCGAUGGUCAUUAAAAUAAAAAUUGAUUUUAAUGAAUUCACAUGUUGUUUUCCUUGAGGCAUGAUUGUGUAUCCAGAGGCAUCCCUUAAUUAAGAUGGUAGACUAUUAGAUCUUCACGAGGCCGUAGUGAGGGCUCGUAAUCUUUUUCUCUCUCUUUCCACCCGUCAUUACAUUAUACAUAAACUGGGAACCCAAAGAGGUUGCACCCGUUAAAACAAUCAAACAAACUGUCAAAUUUGUUUCUUUAUUGUAGAGUUGGUAUCUUUCACCUCAGUAUCUUACUAGUUGAAAAAAUUAACGUGUUUAGUACAGGCGCCACUGAGACGCGGUCCAAUCACAUGCCUCGAGUUGCCUCAGAGAAACAACCUGGUUUGCUGUGAUUUCUGGACCUUGAUUUUAUCUUGAGUCCAAAAGAAUUAAAGCAUGCAAAGUUUUGAGGUCUUUGCUUAUUCUAGUUAUUUGUUUAUACUUUUUUUUCGGUUGGUAAUAUCUGGACAC